AUGGCAUGGCCGAAUCCCUUUCGGCGGAGGGACGAGCGUACUCGGACCUGCUGGGGCUACACCUUUCAGUUGACCUCGGACCAUCUUACCGCAGAGCAGGCACAUCCUAUGAAAUACACCUAUGAUGUGUUGGGGGAGGAAUGCUAUCAGAUUUUGAAUCAGCUGGAGCCGCAGUCGAGUAAACCCGACACCAUAGUAGCAAAGGCUGAAGCAGAAGAAUCUAUCAAGAGCCCAACCUCCCACCAGCCAAAAUUGAAGCAGGACCUGUACAUCCUUCUGAGGGACAACAAGGACAAGCAUGUAAAACUUCGGCAACUAUGGGACGAAGCAACAAAAGUCCCAGACUGGGUUGACUGGGAUCAAAUCGCCCGUGGCCAAGACGUUUUCUAUCGAUAUGGCGGCGCCACCUUGACCGGUCUGGCGUUUCAAUCCCUCCUCGGAGGCAUGGGCGCCAAUCGUGUAGUUGAGGUUCUUGCCAGAACAGGUGGGUUUUCCGUCAAGGUCGCACGCCACCGGCUUUUUGAGACGACGCAGCACAUUCUCGAAUGCACGAGAUCCAUAGAAUCGAUUCGACCCGACGGCACCGGCUUCGCAUCGACUCUCCGCGUCAGGCUGUUGCACGCCGCAGUCCGGCAGCGCAUCACGAAACUUGCCGAGACGCGGCCGGACUACUACAGCGUCGAACGAUAUGGCGUCCCGAUUAACGAUCUGGACUGCAUUGCAACGAUCGGCACCUUUUCAGGCACCAUCGUCUGGCUGUCUUUGCCUCGGCAGGGAAUCUGGCUCCGCGAGCAGGAGAUCGUCGACUACAUCGCACUCUGGCGGCUCAUCGCACACUACAUGGGCACGCCGACCGAAUGGUUCGAGACACCGGCAAGAGCCAAGGCGAUGAUGGAGUCACUGCUCAUGAACGAGAUCAACCCGAGCGAGACGUCGAAGAUCCUAGCGGCGAACGUCAUUCGCUCCCUGGAGAACCAGCCGCCUACGUACGCGUCGAGGUCGUUCCUCGAGGUCAACGCCCGCUGGCUGAACGGACGUGACCUGUGCGACGCCCUGGGCAUUGGUCACCCGUCGGCGUGGUACUGGGCGCUCAUGGCGGGACAGUGUAUAUUCUUCAUGUCGGUGUGUUACGUGUAUAGAUCCAUACCGGCGCUAGAUCGACGGAAAGUCAAUGCUUUGCGCAACGUGUUCUGGACAAUGAUCGUCGAGGGCAAGUUCGGCUUGGGCCAGGAAACCGUGUUCGACUUCAAAUACAUUCCCGACUACAACGUCCUCACGGCCAAAGGUGGCGACGAAGAAGUCAAGGCCAGAGACGCCAGCGUAGAGCGAAAGUAUCGCAACACACUUCUCGUCGCCGUUGGCUGUGUCGCUCUUGCUGGCUACGUUGGUUUCAGGAUCACGUCGACGGUUUUUGCACGACUAUUUUAA
Molecule: messenger RNA, 1428 nt
Organism: Exophiala spinifera
Lineage: Eukaryota; Fungi; Ascomycota; Eurotiomycetes; Chaetothyriales; Herpotrichiellaceae
Exons: 1
Coding region: 1-1428 (475 amino acids)
Molecular function (GO): oxidoreductase activity
Source: RefSeq, a predicted model, not a curated record